This is a messenger RNA of Megalops cyprinoides (Indo-Pacific tarpon), 1944 nucleotides long. It is a transcript of the gene cct6a, whose product is annotated as chaperonin containing TCP1, subunit 6A (zeta 1). NCBI's taxonomy places the organism in Eukaryota, Metazoa, Chordata, Actinopteri, Elopiformes, Megalopidae. Gene Ontology annotation, biological process: protein folding. Gene Ontology annotation, molecular function: ATP binding; ATP-dependent protein folding chaperone; ATP hydrolysis activity. Gene Ontology annotation, cellular component: chaperonin-containing T-complex. The record is from RefSeq and is a predicted model, not a curated record. The transcript has 14 exons. Bases 90 to 1685 code for a protein of 531 amino acids.
GUAACGCGCCGUGUUCUUCUGCUGGCGGUAGAGACUGAGCCGCUGAGUUAAUCCACGCUAGCUUUGGCUGUCUCCGUUACUGUGUCGCCAUGGCCGCAGUGAAAGCGUUGAACCCGAAAGCAGAGGUUGCCCGGGCUCAGGCAGCACUUGCUGUGAACAUCAGUGCUGCUCGGGGACUUCAAGAUGUGCUUAAGACCAAUCUGGGCCCAAAAGGAACCAUGAAAAUGCUUGUGUCUGGCGCUGGAGACAUAAAACUGACCAAAGAUGGCAAUGUCCUAUUGCAUGAGAUGCAAAUUCAGCAUCCCACAGCAUCUCUGAUUGCCAAGGUGGCCACCGCCCAGGAUGACAUCACAGGGGAUGGCACCACCUCUAACGUACUCAUCAUCGGGGAGCUCCUCAAACAGGCUGACCUCUAUGUGUCAGAGGGCCUCCAUCCCAGAAUCAUUGCAGAAGGGUUUGAAGCAGCGAAAGACAAGGCUCUUGAAGUUUUGGAGCAGGUGAAAGUAACAAAGGAGAUGGACAGGGAGACCCUCAUUAACGUGGCACGGACUUCACUCAGAACCAAGGUGCACACGGAGCUGGCGGAUCUGCUUACCGAGGCUGUGGUGGACGCUGUGCUGGCUAUUCGGAAACCCAACGAACCCAUUGACCUCUUCAUGGUGGAGAUUAUGGAGAUGAAACACAAGGUUGACAGUGACACAGUGCUGAUUAAAGGCUUGGUGCUGGAUCACGGAGCCCGGCAUCCGGACAUGAAGAAGAGGGUGGAGGACGCCUACAUCCUGACCUGCAACGUGUCCCUGGAGUAUGAGAAAACUGAAGUCAACUCGGGCUUCUUCUACAAGAGUGCCGAUGAGCGAGACAAGCUGGUCAAAGCUGAGAGGAAGUUCAUUGAGGAGCGAGUCAACAAGAUCAUCGAACUGAAGAACAAAGUGUGCGGGGAUGGAUCCAAGGGGUUCGUGGUGAUUAACCAGAAGGGCAUUGAUCCGUUCUCCCUGGACGCACUGGCUAAAGAGGGCAUAGUGGCACUCCGCCGGGCAAAGAGGAGGAACAUGGAGAGACUCACCCUGGCCUGCGGAGGCAUUGCGAUGAACUCUGUGGAUGACCUCACGCCAGAAUGCUUGGGACAUGCUGGCCUCGUGUACGAACACACGCUGGGGGAGGAGAAGUACACUUUCAUCGAGAAGUGCGGAAACCCUCGCUCCGUCACCCUGCUGGUCAAGGGCCCAAACAAGCACACCCUGACGCAGAUCAAAGAUGCGCUGAGGGAUGGCCUCCGUGCAGUCAAGAAUGCCAUCGAGGACGGCUGCGUUGUGUCGGGAGCCGGAGCUUUUGAGGUGGCAGUGGCUGACGCCCUGAUGAAACACAAGCCCAACGUGAAGGGCAGGGCUCAGCUUGGGGUGCAGGCCUUCGCCGAUGCCCUCCUCGUUAUCCCUAAGGUCCUGGCUCAGAACUCUGGGUAUGACCCACAGGAGACCUUGGUGAAGCUGCAGACAGAAUAUAAAGAGUCAGGGCAGCUCAUUGGAGUGGACCUGAGCACUGGUGAACCAAUGGUUUCUGGGGAGGCAGGUGUAUGGGAUAACUACAGUGUGAAGAAACAGCUCCUUCAUUCAUGCACGGUAAUUGCCAGCAACAUUCUGCUGGUGGAUGAGAUCAUGAGAGCCGGCAUGUCAUCCCUCAAGGGUUAAGGGGCGGAGCCACAUCAUCGAGGGGCGGUCUUCCCAAAGGCCACCACUCCCAGCACUUCCCAUGUUUCCAGAAGUGAAGAGGCCGUUUUCAGAUGAAUAGGCUGUUAGUGGCACAUGGCGUUCUUCCUGACGUGUGUCUGAGAAAUCAACCCCCAUGGAAACGUCAUUGUGGUCUCCCAAACCUGUUGGUUUAUUUAUUUGAGAUUUUUUUUGUUAAUGGCACUGAGCUCAAAAUAGCAGUCCUUUGUACCCAAUAAAG